Molecule: messenger RNA, 468 nt
Organism: Diospyros lotus (date-plum)
Lineage: Eukaryota; Viridiplantae; Streptophyta; Magnoliopsida; Ericales; Ebenaceae
Exons: 1
Coding region: 1-468 (155 amino acids)
Source: RefSeq, a predicted model, not a curated record
AUGCAAGAAUUCGAUGUGAUUUUUGGAAUGGACUGGCUUUCCAAGCACCAUGCGACCAUUCUAUGCUUUGAAAAGGAAAUAGUUUGUAAGUAUCCUGAAGGGAUAGAACUUUGCCUUUCAGUGGCUGAGACGAAAUACCUUCCCCGUGUCAUUUCAGCAUUAAAAGCCAAGAAACUAUUACAGUCGGAAGGAUGUAUUGGAUUCUUAAUGUCAGUGAUGGUUAAGGGAGGAAAAGAAUUAAUAGUGAAUGACGUUAAAGUAGUAAAGGACUUUCCGGAGAUUUUCCCUGAUGACUUGACUGAAAUGCCACCAGAACGGGAAGUAGAGUUCACUAUUGAUCUAGUGCUCGGUUCCGCACCUAUUUCUAAAGCCCCUUACAGGAUGGCACCAAAGCAGCUACACAAGUUGAAAACCCAGUUAGAGGAACUGUUGGGGAAAGGAUUUAUUCGACCAAGUUUAUCUCCCUAG